AUGGUUGGAAAAUUUCCUGUAUCAUUACCAUUUCCAGAAGAUUCAUUAUCAUCUCCAGCAUAUUUAACAUUCCUAACAAUGCAAUGUGAAAGAAUUUUAUCGCUUGUUGGUAAUAAAACAGCGGCUGCAGGUGGUCAAGAAGUAUUACCAGUAUUUUUUCAAGAAUUAUUAGCAAGAGCGAAUUUAACAUUACGUGUACCAAAAAAAAUGGAUGAUUGUAUACUACAAAUUCAAAAUUUAAACAAUAAAAAUAGUAUCAAUAAAAGUGAAGAAUCUAAUACAAAAAUUUAUGAUAUAGAAGAAUAUACACCUUCAUUACUUGUAUUUGUUAUUCUGAUUGGAAUCGUUUCAUUAAUAUCAAUUAUUGGAAAUAUAUGUUUGGCUAAAGUUCUUUAUUCGAAACGUUUUCGUCUUAUUCAAACUGAUCGAAUUGUUUUAUGUCUUGCAUUAAGUGAACUUUGUUUAGUCAUAAUUGAUUCACCAACAGAAAUAUAUCGAUUUAUUUCAUCUUCAUUUACACAAGAAUGGCUUUGUCGAUUUCACACAUUUUUUGAAGCAUUAUUUUCAACAUGUAUUAUAUUUUAUCACUUAUUAGGUGCAUUUGAUCGAUUUGUUUACAUUCAUGGACAUACAUCAUCAAGAACAUCAUCAUGGUCAAAAUGGUGUCGUCGUGUUUCAACAAAAUCUGGUUCCAUAAUUCUUUUAAUUUUACCAAUAAUAUGUAGUUUACCAUUAGCUAUAUGUAAUAUGCUUCAUGCAAAUAUUUUACCAAAAUAUUUUACAAAGAAAUCAUGUAUUGUACAAUAUACAAAUAAGAUCUUAAUAAGUGUAUUAAUAUCAUUUUACAUCUUACCAAUAUUCUUAGCAUUUUUUCUUCAUGCAAAAUUAAUUUAUUUUAUUCGUUCAAGACAUAAUCAACGUUAUUUAACUAAACGAGCAUAUAUAUUACCAACCAAACGUAAUAAUACAGCAGAAACUCAUGUACAAAAACGUUCAAAUAAACAUAAUGUUUUAUCACAUGAACAUUUACAUUUAACACCUAAACAAUCAUCUCAUCGACGUCUUGUAUUAAGUAAUAGUGAAACAGCUGGUUCAACAGCAACAACAAUAACAAUGGGAGCUGCACAAUUAACACCUUUAAAUUCUAAUCCAAAUAAUUCAUCACAAUCAUCACAAUCAAGUCGAUCAUCAACAGCAACAAGUUCAACAUCAAUAUCAUCACCAAUUAUUCUUUAUCAAAUCAAUUCUCAAGCAAAUGCAAAUGCUAAUCGUACAGUUUUAUUGCUUGUUCUUCUAUUAUCAUUUUAUGUUCUUUGUUGGGCACCAUAUAAUAUUUAUACAUGGCAUCAUGUAUAUCAAAUAACACCAAGAUCAUUAUCACCAUUAAAUCGUACAAUAAAUCCAUUUGCUGUAUCAUCAUCAUCUAAUGAACAUAAUCAAACAUUAUCAAUACUUACAUUAAAUAAUCGUAAUACGGAUUUACGUCGAUUUAUAUUUAUUAAUUAUUCAUUAUAUCUUUUAUCAAUGAUAUCAAUGUGUUUUAGUUUUAUAUUUUAUUUUGCACUUAAUAAACAAGCAAGACAACAAUUUUCACAUCUUAUUGGAUGUAUUUGUCCAUGGACUGUUUCAAGACAAAAUGAACAAAAAAGACAAAAUUUUUUAAAAGAAGAUCAUAAUGCAAUAAGACGAUUAAAUUAUCGUGGAAGAUAUCAUACACAAUAUCCAUAUUUAGAUGAACGAGUGAAACGUGCUCGACCUUUAUUACUCAAUGAUCGAUAUAAUCAUACAAAGAAACAAGCAUAUCCACAAAAUGGAGCAUCAAAACGAAUGGUACUUAAUUAUGGUUGUCAAGUUCAAUGUUGUCCAUAA
Adineta steineri is the source of this 1869-nucleotide messenger RNA. NCBI's taxonomy places the organism in Eukaryota, Metazoa, Rotifera, Eurotatoria, Adinetida, Adinetidae. The record is from the annotation of a GenBank genome assembly.